AAUAUAUAAGUUAGAACAGGUCUCAUUGAGUUUAGUAACAACUUGUACUGUUGCGCAGCUAUAGUCCAUAUAGGUACCUACAACUGUUGUUCUUCAUUAACUACGGCAUCAUGGCUAAGAUUCUGUUUUUGGUUUCCAUAAUGCUGCUGGGUCCUUACAUAACGGAGCAAUCAAAAUUAUCAAAAGGUGACGUAGAAACCAAUACACUCGAGUUUUUUUUGGAAAAAAGUAAAGUUGAAGCAGCUACUAAAUCAAAAAUUAUGUACAAAACCCGCAAUCCCAAGUACGUAAUAGACAACCGGGAUUACAAGGAAUUCGACGCGAGAAAACGAUGGCCGAAAUGCAAAACAAUUGGUGAAGUCCACAAUGAAGGAAACUUCGCCUUGGGUUGGGCUUAUGCCGUCGCCGGGGUAUUGGCAGACAGAACGUGCAUAGCGACUAAUGGAGGUUACAAUAAACUCCUCUCUACCGAAGAGCUAAUUUCCUGCAGUGGUAUAAAAGAGAAUAACGGUAGUGUUCCUAGUGAACGCUCAAUUUGGGAAUAUUUGAAAAGUCACGGCGUGGUGUCCGGUGGCAAAUACAACUCUAACGAUGGAUGUCAACCUUUUAAAUUUCCACCAAUUGCUAACAUACCAAAACAUUUACACAAACAUACAUGCGACGACCACUGUUACGGUAAUUCAACGAUCAAUUACAACCAUGAUCACGUGAGAGUUAGAAACUACUAUACUAUAAGAACAAGAGAUAUUCAAAAAGAAGUGCAAACUUACGGUCCAGUCGUAGUACGGUUCAUGGUUUGCGACGACUUUUUUCUUUACAAAAGUGGUGUUUACGCAAAAUCUGAUAAAGCGAAAGGGAUACGAACUCAAUAUGCCAAGUUAAUUGGAUGGGGAGUCGAAAAUGGUGUUGACUAUUGGUUGGUGAUCAACUCUUGGGGACAUGAAUGGGGACAGAAGGGACUAUUCAAAAUCAAAAGUGGCACAAAUCAAUGCGGCGUCGAAAGUUUUGUUUAUGCAGGUUUACCUGAAAUAAAAUAAUAAUAUCUAAUCAGGAUUUGAAGAAAUAAAUAAAGUACAGGUUAAAAUAAUAU
Messenger RNA from Acyrthosiphon pisum (pea aphid), 1090 nucleotides. Its product is annotated as cathepsin B-like cysteine proteinase 3. The coding region runs from base 111 to 1037 and encodes 308 amino acids. Gene Ontology annotation, molecular function: cysteine-type peptidase activity. The record is from RefSeq and is a predicted model, not a curated record. Lineage: Eukaryota; Metazoa; Arthropoda; Insecta; Hemiptera; Aphididae. Gene Ontology annotation, biological process: proteolysis. The transcript has 6 exons.